AUGGACUCAUCGACAUUAACUUUUCUGUUAACUUUAUUAUUUGGUUUUAUUUUUAUAAAAUGGACAUUCCAGAGUGAACAACAUCCUUCUACACAAAAUUUGAGCUCAAAUAGCACAACUUCAACAGCCAACUUGUCAAGAAGGACUAACAAUGGUGCCACUAAUAGAAGACGUUUCAAGAGAAGAGUCACCGACGAUAUGAUUGAAGUCGUAUUAAGUUUAGCUCCAGCAUUACACAAGGAACAGAUUAGAUACAAUUUGGAAGAAACUGGCUCGGUUGAAGAGACUGUUGAACGUUUCUUAAGAGGUGACGAAUUUCCAUUCCCACCAAAUUAUACUCCAACACAAACUAUGGCGGCUACAGGUAACGACACAAACAAUGAAAAUUCCAAUGAUCCAAGAAAGAAGAGCAAUAUCAAGCCAGAUAAUCUAAUAGAGAAAUUUAACGUCGACUUAGAUUAUGAUUUUGCAGGUAAAGAUUUUAACGAACUAGAUAUUAGCGAUAGAAAAAAAUAUUUAGUUUGGAAAGCAAGAAAAGCAAUGGAAAAUGUACUAGAAAACGAUAAAGAAAUGAGUGAUUUGUUAAAUUAA
Molecule: messenger RNA, 591 nt
Organism: Tetrapisispora phaffii CBS 4417
Lineage: Eukaryota; Fungi; Ascomycota; Saccharomycetes; Saccharomycetales; Saccharomycetaceae
Gene: CUE1
Product: Cue1p
Exons: 1
Coding region: 1-591 (196 amino acids)
Molecular function (GO): ubiquitin binding
Source: RefSeq, a predicted model, not a curated record